GAGAGGUUAUGUUUAUAUUAAAGCAUUGUUGCCAGAUUUAUUUUCACUAUGGUUUGUACCAUGUUUGUACUUAAACUAGAUUGUGAAUAAAUAGUGUAGUUGGUAGUCAUGAAACUAAUAUGGUGGUUGAGAACGCGUGCUAAGUGUGGGUAGUUCGACUGAUAACAGAAAAGUAUAUUUUUCUCAUUUUAAAUAAAUAAAUAAAUUAAUACGAAAAAACAUUCUGCAUUACAUAUAAAUUUUAUGUAAUACGCAUUCUGAAAAUAUGGCAGAAUCAGUUGGACCAAUACUUCAUGUAAUUGUCGUUGGAUUUCAUCAUAAAAAAGGAUGUCAAGUAGAGUAUUCAUUUCCUCCUUUGGUGUCUGGAGCUCCGAAUGAAUGUCCAUUAGGUUGGAAAUAUUUACCAACCCUUGCUUUACCAGAUGGAUCUCAUAAUUAUGACGAAGAUACAGUUUACUUUCAUUUACCUAGUUUGAAUAAUCCAAAACGUACAAUAUAUGGUAUUUCAUGUUUUAGACAAAUUCCUGUUGAGAAAUUAAAAAAUCGUACAUCUGAUAUAACAAGAGGUACAGUUCAAAAAUCUGUGUGUGUAUUAAGCACUUUACCAUUAUACGGUCAUAUUCAAGUAAAAAUGGCACUGAUAACACAUGCAUAUUUUGAAGAAGGUGACUUUAGUAAAGUAUCAUUAUUGGAAGAUACUUUUCAUCACCUUAAUUCUUGUAUGAGUUGUGAGAGUCAAAUACCACCACAAAUCUUUGUUGGAUUAUCUGCAAGAGAUUUUAUAUUGCAGUUUCGCCAUAAAGUUCUUUUAUUGUUUAAACUACUUCUACUAGAAAAAAAAAUAGUUUUUUAUCAAUCACCAGUUCAACCAUUAUGUGCUACAAUAUUAACAUUACUCUCAUUGUAUCCUGGCAUGAUAGAACAUGGCUUACAACAAGCUGCAUGUGUCAGACCAUCCAGACCCAUGUCUCCUAUUCCUACAUUUGAUGAGGAAGAAAUAUCAAUAAAUAGCAUUGAUAACAAUCUAUCUUCUACAAAUUGUGUCAAAGAAAGCAUAUCUGAUAGAAUGGCAGUGCAUAUUAACGGUAAUUCAGAUAGGAAUUCAUUAUGCAUAAACGAUAAUAAAGAUAUUGAAACUAUGGAAGGAAAAUGUAUGGAUGAAUUUAAAAAUAUAACAGUACAAAAAAAUAAUAAUGAAAAUGAAAAUUUAAAUAUGAAAGUUAUUGAAGUUGAAUCAGCACAAGAAUGUACCAAAUCUUAUGCAGAAGAAAAUAAUUCUAUAUAUUCUUCAAAGCCAAAUGACAAUAUACACAGGGUACAGAGUAUACAUACAAUUACAUUAAGUACAACAGACACUGAUAAUACACUGCCACGUGAUACAAGUAACGAUGCACUUUCGGACGCACGUUUGACAAAUAAUAUUACUCAAAUUGCUCAUAUAAAUCCGGAACUGUGCGGUUUACCCUUAAACAUAUUUACAAAGGGUUAUCUAUGUUUGCCAUACCUGUCUUUACCAUAUUUAGAUCUUUUGGCAGAUAUUAAUGUCAGAGGAUAUAUAGUGGGUGCAACAAAUGUUUUAUUUAAACAAAAAAAACAACUUAUUGAUGUAUUAGUAGAGGUUGAAAAUACGAGGAUAGAAACAAGCGAUCCAGAAUUAAGAAGGCAAUUACAUCUUACAACCGAGGAUCUGAGAUUUGCGGAUUACAUAGUCAGACAUGUAGCAGAGCCACGCAAAGAUAUAUUUUUGGAUGGUGUAGGAUGGGAAGGUGGAGACGAAUGGAUUAGAACUCAGUUUCGAGUUUACUUAUUGAGCAUGUUGAGAACAUCUAUGCAGCAAGAUACUCGUCAGUCUGAUCAUUACAAUUCUGCAUUUAUAGCUGCUUGGCGCUCGACGAAUAACUAUAAGAUAUGGAGUAAUUCUAAUAAACCAGAAAUUAAUAAUAUAGAACCAGGUCAUCCAUUUGCGGGACAAUUAUCAGUGCAAGAUAUGAAAUUACGAUUAUCACAUACAAUGCAAAAUACAGAAAGUGGUAGAAAAUUAAAUCAAGCAAUGGCAUCAACUGGAAGAGCGGUUGCAACAACUGGGAAAGCAGUAGGUGGUGCACUGUCACAAGCUAAAGGAGCUUUCUCUAACUGGUGGAGUACAUUAACGACAGUUCAACCAGUAGAGGAAGGAAAGGCUGCUGACAAUCAAACCUCAACCAUACAUCAAACACUUUCAAAUAUAACUAAUAAAACUGCUGUUGAAAACGAAGAGAUUAAUGUAUCUACUAAUAAUACAAAUUUCGGGAUGGUUGCGGAUUAAUACGAAACGAUAUACAAAUUCCAGUUAUUUGUUAAAAUGAUUAUGAAGCUAACAUUUCUUUCGAAACGCAUAAGGAGUCAUCUCGAAGUGACUAUUAAAAAUUACUAGGAAGAGUUUGUAUUUUCUCUAACAGAAGUCAUCCACAUUUAGUAGACAUAGAGAAAUAGUGAAAAUAGACAAAUUCGGUAAUAAAAUUUGAGAAAGGCCUUUGUUUCUUAAUAAUAUAUAGAAAAUUAUUACAUUUUCAUUAACUUCACUCGUUAAACACUCAUCCACAGCUGAAAAAAAAGUUAAUACACGUGAAUUAACUUCGAAAAUAUAAAACUCGUACACGUAAGAAUUUUGUAGUUCACUUCGGGAUGACCCUUUGCUAGAUGAAAAAGUCUGAGAUCGGAGCCUCCAUAUCUAAUAGACAGGAGUAACAUGAGGAAUCAUCGAGGGUGCCUUAGCGGAGUUGUAUAGGUUGCAGUUGGCUAGCCGACAAAGUACGAAUGAGGCGGAUUCGAUUUUUGCUGUCAGGACUCUCAUUUUUUCUCGACUCCUACAAGAGUGAUAGUACAUCUACUAUCUCUAAAUAAAUAUGGUAGAAUAAAAGUAAUUUAUUCAUACUAUGCAGAUAGCAUGUAUGUAAAACAGAGAAGUUAGCUACUUCUCAGAAAUAGAUCAUGUAAGAAAAAGUAUAAAUCACAAACCAGAUAGUAUAAGUACUUGUAAUAAAAUUUUGAAUAAUAGAAUGUAUCAAUGUGAUAAAUGUGCUGAAGAAAGGUAUAAUGUAUAUUUUUAUGUUAAUAUUUCGUUUUAUUAGCUCGUUAAUUAUUUUCUUCCCGUGAUUGUUGUGAUCUUUCUAAUCGAGUAAUAGUAACCUUAUUAAAUAAAUAUAAAUUAUUUUGCAACAAUAUUUAUUUUUA
This is a messenger RNA of Bombus impatiens (common eastern bumble bee), 3213 nucleotides long. Its product is annotated as late secretory pathway protein AVL9 homolog. Lineage: Eukaryota; Metazoa; Arthropoda; Insecta; Hymenoptera; Apidae. Bases 266 to 2305 code for a protein of 679 amino acids. The transcript has 9 exons. The record is from RefSeq and is a predicted model, not a curated record. Gene Ontology annotation, cellular component: cytoplasm.